GCCACUUAUAUGCUUUCAAAAGCCAACGACAACCAUUCAAAGGAGGCUUGAGGGAAAAGUGGCACUGAUAACCGGAGCAGCAAGUGGUAUUGGGGAGUGUACUGCAAAACUCUUUGCUGAACAUGGUGCAAAAAUCGUCGUCACGGACAUCCAAGACCAACUUGGUCAAGGGGUUUGUGAGGCCAUUGGUUCAUCAAACUGUAUAUAUGUCCAUUGUGAUGUCACCAACGAAAAUGAUGUCAAAAACGCUGUAGAUACUGCAAUUGCUACAUACAGAAAACUUGACAUCAUGUUCAAUAAUGCGGCAAUAAUGCAUCCUAACAAGGACCGCAUCAUCGACAAUGAAAAAACAGACUUUGAGCAAGUACUUAGUGUUAACGUCACAGGCGUAUUUUUGGGCAUGAAACAUGCCGCUAGGGUUAUGCUUCCCGUACGAGCGGGCUCAAUUAUAUCAAUGACUAGCAUCGCUUCAUAUAUUGGUGGCGUCGCCCCACAUUCUUACAUGUGUGCAAAACAUGCUGUAGUCGGUUUGACGAAAAAUAUAGCAGUGGAGCUUGGACAAUUUGGCAUCCGAGUCAAUUGUUUGUCACCUUAUGGAAUUGCCACACCAAUAGCCACAAACGCUCUUGGCCUCGAUGCGGAGGGUGUCGAGAACAUGAUGAACUCAUUUGGUAACCUUAAAGGUGUGACACUUAAAGUAGACGAUGUUGCUAAGGCUGCCCUUUUUUUGGUGAGCGAUGAUGCUCAAUACAUUAGCGGGCAUAAUCUGUUUAUUGAUGGUGGGUUUAGCAUUGUUAAUCCAUCAUUCGGUAUGUUUAAAUAUCCAGAGGAUUCUUAAAUCGAGAAAAUCAAUAUUGUUGGGUAUUUUUAAUAAAAACAACUCAAGAAAAUACAUUUGUUG
Cynara cardunculus var. scolymus (artichoke) is the source of this 901-nucleotide messenger RNA. Its product is annotated as secoisolariciresinol dehydrogenase-like. The coding region runs from base 290 to 838 and encodes 182 amino acids. NCBI's taxonomy places the organism in Eukaryota, Viridiplantae, Streptophyta, Magnoliopsida, Asterales, Asteraceae. The transcript has 2 exons. The record is from RefSeq and is a predicted model, not a curated record.